AUGAGUGCAACUAGUGUGACCUAUGCUAGGUCAAACGUGCUGGGAUAUGCCAGCAAUCUACCAACAUACAAUAUACGAUUACCAUUAAAGUAUAGCAAUACAUCAUCAUCCCCUUCAACCUCAUCACCAUUACCAGCAUCUUCGUCUUCUUCUACUACUACUACUUCUACUACUAAUUCAUCCUCGUCGGCCUUGUCUAAUAUAAACUCAACAAUAACUGAUCCAAAUGAUCAAUUUCACCAGAGGCUAGCUACUGCCGGGCGAUUUCUCAAGUUUGAAAAAGUUUCCCUUUUCAACACUAUUUCAUGUUCAAUCUUAAAUGACUUAAAAACAAUUAUCCUUACUCCAAUUGAACUCAAGGCAAAUAGUCUUGGAUUGAAGUUUCAAAAUUUGCAACUUCAGUUGCCCAAUGUUGUCUCCUCGCCAAACUGUGUGACUUUUCACAAUAAUCAGGACUACAUUUGGAUAGAUAUAAUUGAUUCCAACUACUUAUUAAUCAGUUUACAGAUCCCAAUCGAGACUUUUAUCGAAAACAGAAAAAACUUGGUAUUGCUGAAUUUUGAUAAAUGGGGGAAAAUUUCGGUACCUUACUCGUUUGAAAUGAGAUCUCAGCCGUUCUCGAUCAAGGCAAGUGAUGAGCUCAAUUUGUUCAUCUCACUCAAGGAUGGUGGCUUUUUACAUUUUUCGAGGCAAACACCAAUAUCUGACGUAUCUGUUUUUGUAUUCAAUGAACCUGUAUCUUUUAUUGGCGGCCUCUUUGGUGGCGGUAAAAGAAAUAUUGAAAUUAAUGGAAUUUCGUCCAAUGCAAUCGUCGACUUUAUUUUAUUUGGAGAUGGUAAAGUUCUUACAUUGUCAGUAAGCAAAGAAUUGAAAAUCUGGAAUGUCAGUACUCACCUGCUUGUAAAGACAACGACUUUGUACAACAAAAGUGAACACGACAUGUGGCUUACAAGAGUGCCUACGAAGUACUUGCAAGUCUUGGAUGUCGACAACUUCGAUGCUGCCGACACCAACAAUAGGAAGAAACUCGUUACAUCGUUUAUUACUACAAAAAACGGCGAGUCCAACAAAAGUCGAUUUGCAUUUAAACUGUGGUUUUACUCAGAAAAUCAAUUGUUGGAAGAAGUGACAAAGUUUGAGUUCCAACCUGAGUUACCAAACACGUUGUUAUCCAAUUCCGAUAUUUUCUUCCACGACUCUACAUUCCAGAACAAGAUAUGGUUUAUUCAAGAUUAUGAAGUGGAAUUUGUGGAAGCUAAAAAAUAUAUAAAGUACCACAUCCUAUGGAAGUCCAAUACUUCCUCCAUACUCGCUAUUUACACCCUCGAUUUUUCAAAUGGAUCUAUUGUACUGAUUGAUGUAUCCCAACCUUCGUCACAUACUGAAGAAGAAGCGAUUUUGCAAUCUCGUGAUCUGGAUUUCUAUGCCACCAAAAUAUUUGCAUCUGGCGAUUUUGAUGAUCUCAUUGUAGCAACAUCGCUAACCAUUUUAGCUCAACACUUGAAAUCAACAGAAUUGAUUAAUCCACUAGAGUUGAGACAUUUUGCUGAGACAUUGAUUCAAACACAUUCUUCAAAGCAAAGGGAAUCCCCAAAACACUUGUGGUUUAAAUUGUAUUCCCUUUGUGAAGAAUUUAGCAAGACAAGCCAAGAAGCAUUUGCAAUUGCCCCAUUUAAUGUAACAACUGCGGUUACUGCUACUACUGCUACUAGUGCCAGUACUAAAACUGCUUCUACGGCUACUGCUGGUAGUGGUGGUAGUGGUGGUAGUGGUGGUUUCGGUGAUACUAUUGGUAGUACUAGUAGUCUAAUUUGCUUACAAGCUAGUGGCUACACUUUCCUUAGACCCUCGAGCUAUUACGAAUCAAUAAGUUACAAGAACCUCGAUAGUGCUGACGGCAAACUUAUGCAAAUAUUUGACAAGUUCAGAAAGACUUUAUCGACGAAAUCAUACGAAAAGCUACAUAGACAAUUGGUAACUUCGUUUAAUGAAUUUGACGGCGCAGCCAGUGCAAAUGAAGUUUUCCAAACAUACCUACAGGGCAAGAUUGAUGAAAGUGAGAUUCAACAAAUUUUACUCAAACUAGGAGAAAUUCCCGAUGUUUUGCAAAUAAUCCAGUCAUUGCUCUUUGAUAACGAUUUCCUGUUGGUGGUAUCGUCAAGUUCUGUAUCAAGCUUGGGCUCAUUUGCAAAAUUAGCCGUCUUCAAGACUUUCCAAAAUAUCAUGCAACAGCAUCAGGACUUGUUGAUGGAUUUGAUCAUCCUUUUACUUGUUUGUGAAGCUAAUGAUGAGAUUAUUAAGUUGCUAAACUCUGCGGUUCAAAGCAUACGCCAUUACGAUACAGCUGAGUUGAUCUUCAAAACAAGCUUUUCCUCUUCUUCUAUUGAGGCACCAGUUGAAUUGUCAACCGUGGCAAAUGUUCAAAAUUCUCUCUUUUGGCUGGUAUUUGUGCUGAAAGAUAAAACUCUUACAAAGCUCAUCGACUCGAUGCAAAUUAACGCUGCUUUUGAUUACUUCUUCCAUGAGGUAUUAUCGCCAAAUCAAGCUUAUUUAACUGUUGCAAUACAAGAGUUGAUUGUUCACAACCAGGGGCAAUAUUUACGGAAAGAUUUCUUACCAAAGCUUGAUCACAACGAGAGGUUCUUCACAGGAAUAAUCAGAUUAAUCACCAAUGAUCCUCAAGGUUUCUUUAACGCAUUUGAAAACUAUGACGAAGUAAUGAAAUUCGACUUCAAGUCCUUACUGUUGUUGAAGAAGGAUAGCAAUUUCAAAUCUUUCCUUGAAGAAUUUGAUGAUUACCCAUCAAAAUCUGAAUAUUUCCACGCAUUAUCUUUAUUGUGUUUAGCACAGAUAAAGACAAGCUCAACCCAUCUGGCCAAAGAUGAUCAUCUGUUUAUUGAAGUUGCGUUAAAAUUGGAACAAUUGGCUAUCGAUAAUGGCACGAAUGAUACAAUUAUUGAAAGUUAUUACUUUAAUGUUUUUGAGCAAGCAUUGACGAUUGCUGAUUUUAAGUUGGUUGAAAAGUCGCUUAGUAAGUUGUCCAAGACCCCUGAACUUCAAUCGUUAUUAACAAAGUUCAUCCACAAGCUUAUCCAAGACCUGAAAAUCAAGCUUAUUUUCGAGUGGAAGGAGGGUUACAGUGAUAAAGACAAGGACUUUUACAUACAGCAUUACAGUAUGAUUGACUCGAUCAUUCACAAUUUUGCUUCUCAGCAAUCACUAUUCCAGUCAUUAAAAAUUUACGAGUACUUGUACUCGUGGAGAUUACUUGGGUGUGUUACAGAAGGAAGCGACAAAUUAAAGACAUUGGCGCAAUCUCCUACUUCUCAUCAACCCCAGUUAGGUGACCAGAGGGGUGCAGUAGAAGCAUUAUACGAAUUCAUCACUCGUUUCAAAGAUGAAACAACUACAAUUGAAAAGCGAGUCAAGCUCAAAAUUUUAGAACUCUACAUGAUUGUUUUGAACUUGAUGAAAACAUUCUCUAAAGAUGAUCAAUGGCUCGUGAGGCAAUUGAAGGAUGGUAGAGAAAUAGUUAAGAUGGAACAUAUUGAGAUUGAAUGCUUUGAAUGGAUGAAGAAUUUAGAUGAUGAUUUAUCCAUCCUCAGCUAA
Lodderomyces elongisporus is the source of this 3609-nucleotide messenger RNA. RefSeq lists its product as uncharacterized. The record is from RefSeq and is a predicted model, not a curated record. Lineage: Eukaryota; Fungi; Ascomycota; Pichiomycetes; Serinales; Debaryomycetaceae. Bases 1 to 3609 code for a protein of 1202 amino acids. The transcript has a single exon.